CCCUUUUCUAUUUUCUUCCUUCAUUAUCUAAUCAUCAAAAAAAACAAAAACAAAACUGUUCCGUUUUCAUCUUCCUCACUUUCUCUCUCUAAAACCUUCUCACACACGCAACUCAUCAACUUCAACAAAGGGCAAAGAACCUUUCUAUCUUCUCUACUAAUUAUAUGAUCGAACGUUUUUUUUAGUAUAUGAUUUGAUUAUAAACUUUAAUUAAAUUAAUUUCAUCACUUAUUUUUUUCUUCUAAUUUUUUUUUUCAACCGUAAGUAAAUACUGUACAUUUGUUUAUAUUUAUAUUACCGAUAAUUAUCUCUUCAUUUUUUUUUACAAAACUAUUUAUAUAUUGGGGAAAGUAGAGUACAUCUGCAGUUUUUGAUGCUUGGAAAUUGUGCUGUUAAUUAUCUGUUUUUGCUUAAUUAGGGUUUGGUUAAUUUUCAGUAAUUUUGCCGGGUUUUUUUAUUAAUUUGAAUUAAAUUGGGGGAAGUUGUGUGAAUAUUGAGCUAUAAAACAUGAGUUUGUGAUCAAGAAGAAUUAUAUUAUCCCAAUUCAGUAUUGUUACUGUUUUCUGUGAGAGGGGUUGAUGAGGAGUGAAGGGAAGAAAUCUCAGGGAGGAGUAGCAGCUGCUGCUACUUCUUCGGGCCGGGCGAACGGGUUUAUUCCGAAUUCGUUCCGGGCUAUUUCGAGUUAUCUGAGGAUUGUUUCAUCUGGUGCAUCUACUGUGGCUUCGACGGUCCGAUCAGCGGCUUCGUCGAUUGUGUUGGAUAGAGAUGAUGAUGCCCGUUAUGAUCAGGUACUUUGGGCUGGGUUCGACAAGUUGGAAGUUGAGGGAAACAUUGCACGGCAGGUCCUGCUGCUGGGUUAUCGAUCUGGUUUUCAGGUAUGGGAUGUGGAGGAAGCUCACAACGUUCAUGACUUGGUCUCCAAACAUGACGGUCCUGUUUCAUUUUUGCAAAUGCUGCCAAAGCCACUGCCAGCUAUGGCAUCGGGAGACAAAUUUUCUGAUAGUCGUCCUCUGCUGGUAGUGUAUACAGAUGGAUCUCGUCUUCUGGAUGGAAAAAGUGCUUGCAAUGGAAGCAAUCCCAAUUGCAGUGGUCCUGGGAAUGGCCCCCAUGGCCCUUCUAGUAUUCAAUUUUAUUCUUUAACUUCUCAGUCUUAUGUACAUAUUUUAAAGUUUAGAACAGUUAUUUAUUCUGUUCGGUGCAGUCCGCGGGUUAUAGCUAUUUCUCAGGCAGCUCAGGUGCACUGUUUUAAUGCUGCUACCUUGGAGAGGGAAUAUACUAUCCUCACGAAUCCUGUUGUGACUGGCUAUCCUGGUUACAGUGGCAUAGGCUAUGGACCACUUGCACUGGGUCCUAGGUGGCUGGCAUACAGUGGGAAUCCAAUAGAUGUGUCAAAGGCAGGUUGUGUCAGUCCACAGCAUUUGACACCUUCAGCCACUUUUCCCAGUUCAGCACCAAAUGGCAAUCGUGUGGCUCAAUAUGCAGUAGAUUCUAGCAAGCAUCUUGCUGCAGGAAUUGUGACCCUGGGGGAUAUGGGUUAUAAAAAGCUGUCCCGGUAUUGCUCGGAGCUACUACCUGAUUCUAAUUACUCAGUUCAAUCUGGAAAUACUGGAAGCAGAGUCAAUGGCACUGUUAAUGGGCAUCACAGUCAUCUGCAUGACCUGGAUAGUGCUGGAAUGGUCAUUGUGAAAGAUGUUAUCAGUAAAUCAGUGAUCACCCAGUUUAAAGCACACAAGAGUCCUAUUGCCGCAUUAUGUUUUGAUCCCAGUGGGACCCUGUUGGUGACAGCUUCAGUUCAGGGCCAUAACAUUAAUGUUUUCCGCAUAAUGCCUGGACAUUCUGCAUCCAAUACAAGUGGAUCCUGUUUGCAUCUUUACAGACUGCAACGUGGUCUUACCAAUGCGAUUAUACAGGAUAUAACUUUCAGUAACGACAGCCGCUGGAUCAUGAUAAGUUCCUCUAGGGGCACAAACCAUCUGUUUGCUAUCUCUCCUUUUGGUGGUACCGUGGAUCUUCAGUUUGCAGAAUCUAAUGCUAAUAGUAAUGGAUUUAGUGUUGUGAACAAUUCAGUGGUUCCAAGGCUGCCUAAAUCUGCUGUUCAAAUGUUAAAUCAGAACGAUCUUUUUGUUUCUGGUCCACCUGUUACUCUGUCUGUUGUUAGCAGGAUACGAAAUGGAAAUAACGGCUGGAAAGGAACUGUUAAUGGUGCUGCAGCUGUUGCAACAGGCAAGAAUAGUUCUUUCUCUGGUGUUGUUGCUGCAGCUUUCCAUCUUUGCAAAGGCAAUGACGUGAAUGUUGAUGCAUUUGCUAUGAAGUCUAAGUACCACUUGCUGGUGUUCUCUCCUUCUGGUAGUUUGAUCCAAUAUGCACUGCGAGUUUCUCUUGGGCAAGACACAUUAAAUGCCGUUUCUGGAGUAGGUCCUGUUUAUGGAUCAGCUCCAGGCAAUGAUUCAAAAUUGUUAGUUGAGGCCACUCGAAAAUGGAAUAUAUCUCAUAAACGGAGGGAAAGAGAAGAUAACUUUGAUAUUUAUGGUGAAAAUGGUACAUCAGAAUAUACCAAAAUAUUUUGUGAGGGGACCAGAAACGGAUAUCGUGGUAGAUCAAAGUUAAGUGCUGAAGAAAGAAAUCAGCUUUAUAUUUCUGAAGCUGAAUUGCAAAUGCAUGAACAGCAGGUUCCACUUUGGGCGAGACCUGAGAUUUACUUUCAGUCAAUGAUGAAUGAUGCCAUCAAGGUAGACGGAGAAAACACUGGAGGGGAAAUGGAGAUUGAACGGAUUCCUGUACGUACAUUUGAAGCUAGGUCCAGGGAUUUGGUUCCUGUUUCUGAUUAUGUGGAUACUCCCAAACCUCUACCGGCCAGCUUUUCCUUGUCCAGAGUUGCUGCUGCAGAUAGCAAGUUUGAAUCACAGCAGCUGCCUCAGCUAUGUAAGGUGCCUCAAGAUGGGACUCUUUCAACCGGUAGCAAGGCACAUGCACUCAGCCCGUUGACUGACAUUGGUGUGGAACUCAUUCUUGGCAUUGGAGAAAACAAGGAUGGUUCACGUAAUCUUACAGAUGCAACACUGGGCUAUGUAAAUACUAAUGACUGCCCUGAAAGACUGUCGUCUGAGCUUGACAUUGUAAAUAAUAGAGAUAGAGAGAACCCGAAAAUAGAAGCCCUGGUUCAAGUUUGUAAAUAAACUAUAGUGAAGCCUUGAAAAUGGAGAAUCAGUUUGAAGGCAAAGAUUGAGAGUUUGAUAUAGAGAGGAUGCGGCAAUUCUUUUAUUCUCAAGGUGUUUGAUAAGUUGUUCAUGUCAAUAUUCAUGGUGAUUUCUUUAGAGAAGUAAGGCGUAACAUCGUGGAUAACUAUGUUAAAUGUUGUGAUGUUGAGCAGUUUCGUUUUUAUUGGAUUUGUACAUAAUAGUUGGUCUUGUCAAUAAUAUGCACUCUGUACAUAAUUGUACCUUGUUUAAGGUCUUUUUUUAAUGAUUAAUUCUAAUCUGACUACGGAGUUGUCAUUUUCAUA
Messenger RNA from Beta vulgaris subsp. vulgaris (sugar beet), 3502 nucleotides. Its product is annotated as autophagy-related protein 18f. Lineage: Eukaryota; Viridiplantae; Streptophyta; Magnoliopsida; Caryophyllales; Amaranthaceae. Gene Ontology annotation, biological process: response to starvation; autophagy. The transcript is spliced from 8 exons. Gene Ontology annotation, cellular component: cytoplasm. The record is from RefSeq and is a predicted model, not a curated record. Bases 579 to 3176 code for a protein of 865 amino acids. Gene Ontology annotation, molecular function: protein binding.